AUGAUUACUCUCUUCAAUGAUUUACCUGAUCUAUCAUUGAUAGAAAUAUUUUCUUAUUUAUCUUGUGUCGAUGCUUUAUGGUGUUUCAAUAAUCUCAAUAUUCGUUUAACAAGAUUAUUAAUUGAACGUGGUUUUUAUUAUCAUAUUAAUUUAUCAUCCAUGCGGUAUCAUCGAUUCAAAAAAAUUUUAUCAUUACUUCGAUUCAAUGUAAUUCAAUCACUUGCCAUUGAUUGUUAUUCGUCACCACUUCAGCUAAGAUGUUGGCCUUAUUUACCACAUUUAAGAAUAUUAAAAGUAAAAGGUGUACGAAACGUGGUUGAUGUUUUUAAUUUUGCACAACGGCAUGCCACUACAUUAACUCAUUUAACAGUUGAAUCAAGCGAGUAUUUUGAAACAUUUGGUCUAAGUAGAAAAUUAUGUUAUCCAUCAUGGAAUUUAUGUGAAUUCAUUACAGAAAUUCUUAAUCAUCUGUCUGCUCUUUGUUCACUUGAUUUAGGAAUGGAAUCAUCAUUUUUCUUACAUCAUUGGCCAUUUAAAAUAAUACAAAUACCUUUAACUUAUUUGGCUAUUACAUUGAGCACAACACGGAACUUAUUAGACAUAAUGUCGACUGAACCAUUAUCACGUACAUUAGAACAGUUACACAUUAAAUUAGCUCAUGAAUGUUUUCUUAUAAAUAGUAGUCUAGAUGGUAUAAAUCUUUUGCCUCAAAUGGAAGCUUUACAUACAUUUAGUUUUGUUAAAUUAUUCAAUUGGCAUUCGAUGGUAGAAUGGACAUUUGUUAAUCUAUUGACUUCUAAUGUUAUGCCUGCUUUACGACGAAUGAAUUUCUCUAUUGUUAUUAGUAUUGAUGAUCUUAUUCGAAUGAAGAAUUCUGCACUUUUUACAGACUUACGUCAUAUUGAUGUUCAUUAUGCUUUUAUUAUCAAUGAUGAUCGUCCACAUAUAGAACUUCUUAAUUAUGUACCAUAUGGUAAUCAAUGUCAUUCUCGUCAAAUAGGUAGUGCAACAUUUAUUUCUGAUUCUUGGCCUGACAAUCAACCAUUUACAACUCCAGGUCAAAUCUAUCUGAGGAAACCCAAAAUUCGACAACAUCUAUUCUACAGUUUACCAUGGACUUUUAAUGAAUUUUUUCAAUUAAGUGUUCCAGAUAGAUGCAUUUAUCAAUUAGAAGUAUUUAAAUCUUCUUGUUCAAUUAGUGAAAUCUAUUCGUCUAAUUUAAUUAAAUUGAAUAUGUCAGAUAAUCUUGCAUCAUCUACUAUAUUGUUAUCUCAAAUAAUGACUUCAAAUAAGAUAGUCGCACUUCAUUUGUUUCGAUGUAAUAGACAAGUGUCUAUGAAUUUACCUAAUGUUUCUCAUCUUAUUCUUAUCGAUAGUUUGGAUUCAUUGAAUAGUUGUUCACUUUCAUUAAAUAUUCGAUCCAUUCAAAUCAUUCUUCAUUAUGAAUGUCUUCGUUUUGCAACUGGUGAUUGGACUGCUUUACGUUCACUCUCAAUUUUACCAUUGUUGAAAUCUUUACGUAUACUUUUAUAUGGUAUGCAUAUUCCUCCAGAUGAUACAAGUUGUCAAAUCAUUGCAGAGAUAACACCAAAUUUAUUGGAUUUUUCUUUUUGUUUUCGACGUAUUUAUCAUCAAAAUUCUUAUGAUAUUGUUGCAGCAUACAAGGAACAUUGUUUAUUUAUUGAAAAAUUACGAAAGCGUAUUCUUAAUUUAUCAUUAAAUGAACAACCAUAUGUUUUUGUUGAAAAAGAUGGUUGUGGACUUAUUAUGUGGUUUUGA
Messenger RNA from Rotaria sp. Silwood2, 1779 nucleotides. NCBI's taxonomy places the organism in Eukaryota, Metazoa, Rotifera, Eurotatoria, Philodinida, Philodinidae. The record is from the annotation of a GenBank genome assembly.